GGGAGGCGGGAAGAAUGCGGCCACGCGAUUGGCCGGUUUGCCUGUUAGUCAGCGCCGGUCCACUGAGGGGGCGCGUGAGCGGCCGUUAGUGGCAGUUGUGGCGGUUGGUGACCGUGAGGAGCGGUUUCGUGGCGGUUGACGUUGGUUUUUGUGGCGGUUUUCAGCGGUUUAGUGGUGGUUUUCAGAGGUUCAGUGGCUGUUGACGUUGGUUGCUGGAGGUUAGAAGUGACAGUUGGUGACGGUUGAGUUGGUGACAGUUGAGGUGGUGACGGUUGAGUUGGCGACGGUUCAAUUGGCGACGGUUGAGUUGGUGACGGUUCAAUUGGCGACGGUUGAGUUGGUGACAGUUGGCGGCGACGGUUGAGUUGGUGUCAGUUGGCGGCGACGGUUGAGUUGGCGACAGUUGGCGGCGACGGUUGAGUUGGCGACGGUUGAGUCGGCGACGGUGGAGUUGGUGACGGUUGGCGGCGACGGUUGAGUUGGUGUCAGUUGGCGGCGACGGUUGAGUUGGCGACAGUUGGCGGCGACGGUUGAGUUGGCGACGGUUGAGUUGGCGACGGUUGAGUUGGCGACGGUUGAGUUGGCGACGGUUGAGUUGGUGACGGUGGAGUUGGUGACGGUUGAGGUGGCGACGGUUGAGUUGGUGUCAGUUGGCGGCGACGGUUCAGUUGGUGUCAGUUGGCGGCGACGGUUGAGUUGGCGACGGUUGAGUUGGCGACGGUUGAGUUGGUGUCAGUUGGCGGCGACGGUUGAGUCGGCGACGGUGGAGUUGGCGACGGUUAGUAACAGUUACUGGCGGUUACCGACAGCCAUGAUGGAGCCCGGAUACCGGUCAGUAUCGAGGCGUGACUCCCGCUCCCUGGUGGGGUACAAGCACGCCUGUCACGCCAUGCUGUUCGCUCAGGAUCACGGCAAACUCUUCGGGAGAAUCCCCAUGAGAUACGCCUUGCUGAUGCAGAUGCGUUUCGAUGGGAAGAUCGGAUUCCCGGGCGGGUUUGUGGAUAUCCGAGACCACUCCCUGGAGGACGGACUGAACCGGGAGUUGGCGGAGGAGCUGGGCUGCGAUCAGAAACUGCUGUGCGUUACCGAGAGCGACUACAGGAGCUCACACGCGACGGACGCCAUGCCGCAGAAAGUGGUCGCUCACUUCUACAUCAAACAGCUGUCUCUGGCCGACCUGCACAGGAUCGAGGUGGCUGCUGUACAUGCCAAGGAUCACGGUCGGGAGGUCAUGGGGACUAUCCGUGUGCCCCUGUACACUCUCCGAGAUGGCUUCGGGGGCCUCCCGGCCUUCCUGACCAACACCUUCAUCGGCAACGCCAAGGAGCAGCUAAUCUACGCCCUGCGGACCCUCAAACUACUGAGCGAAGAGGCCAUCCAGACCGCGAUCAGCGCCGGGCAGGAAGGCUGACAGUCACAGGCAGGCGUGUAAAGCGGUCAGUGCCAGAGAGAUAGAUGUUGACUGACACACUCGCGUGUGUGCGUGUGUAUAGCCUCCCUGUGUAUACAGUCAGACAGUGUGACUGCAUGCAAUAGAAACUGGAGUCGUGAAAGCAUUGUGUUUAAGGCGACUAAACCUGUUUGCAUGUGUAAGCUGUCAGUCAGGCUUGUGGUACAGUGUCUCCCACCCUUGAUACCUAACACACAGAGUGCCACGUGGGUAUGUGAGCUUCAGUGCAGGCUGUUCAGCUGUGCCUCUACCUCUCCCAGUCAGUGCAAGGUUACCUUACCUUUACCUCCGUGGGUGAUGUGGUAAUGUGCUCUCAAAGUGCUGUACGCAUGUGGUGUUUUUUAAAUACUUUACGGGAUCUCGCAGCGAGAUCGCGGAGUACGGCUUUGCUGUGCCUCCUGCUUGUCCCUCGUACCCUCUUCCGCUCCACCGUCGGCUGCCCUGCUUUCAGCCACUACUCCCCGAAAGUCUGUCACUCCCUCUUCA
Messenger RNA from Callorhinchus milii (elephant shark), 1936 nucleotides. Its product is annotated as U8 snoRNA-decapping enzyme. The transcript is spliced from 3 exons. The record is from RefSeq and is a predicted model, not a curated record. Gene Ontology annotation, cellular component: nucleus. The coding region runs from base 812 to 1411 and encodes 199 amino acids. Gene Ontology annotation, biological process: mRNA catabolic process; sno(s)RNA catabolic process. Lineage: Eukaryota; Metazoa; Chordata; Chondrichthyes; Chimaeriformes; Callorhinchidae. Gene Ontology annotation, molecular function: snoRNA binding; phosphodiesterase decapping endonuclease activity.